Messenger RNA from Spathaspora passalidarum NRRL Y-27907, 1140 nucleotides. It is a transcript of the gene ADH1, whose product is annotated as Adh1p. Gene Ontology annotation, molecular function: zinc ion binding; oxidoreductase activity. NCBI's taxonomy places the organism in Eukaryota, Fungi, Ascomycota, Pichiomycetes, Serinales, Debaryomycetaceae. Bases 1 to 1047 code for a protein of 348 amino acids. The record is from RefSeq and is a predicted model, not a curated record. The transcript has a single exon.
AUGUCUGUUCCAAAAACUCAAAAAGCUGUUAUCUUCGAAACUAACGGUGGUCCAUUGCAAUACAAGGACAUUCCAGUCCCAGUUCCAAAGCCAAAUGAAAUCUUGAUCAACGUUAAGUACUCUGGUGUCUGUCACACUGAUUUGCACGCCUGGAAGGGUGACUGGCCAUUGCCAACUAAGUUGCCAUUAGUUGGUGGUCACGAAGGUGCUGGUGUUGUCGUUGCCUUGGGUGAAAAUGUUAAGGGAUGGAAGAUUGGAGAUUUGGCUGGUAUCAAAUGGUUGAAUGGUUCUUGUUUAUCUUGUGAAUUCUGUCAAGAAACCAAUGAACCAAACUGCCCUAACGCUGACUUGUCUGGUUAUACCCAUGAUGGUUCUUUCCAACAAUAUGCUACUGCUGAUGCUGUUCAAGCUGCCAGAAUCCCAGCUGGUACUGACUUAGCCCACGUUGCUCCAAUCUUGUGUGCUGGUAUUACCGUCUACAAGGCCAUUAAGACUGCCGACAGAAAGCAAGGUGAUUGGAUCUGUGUUUCCGGUGCUGGUGGUGGUUUAGGUUCUCUUGCCAUCCAAUACGCCAAGGCUAUGGGUUACAGAGUCAUUGGUAUCGAUGGUGGUGCUGACAAGGGUGAAUUUGUCAAGUCAUUAGGUGCUGAAGCUUUCAUUGAUUUCACCAAAGAAAAGGAUGUUGUUGCUGCUGUUAUCAAGGCUACUGAUGGUGGUCCACAUGCUUCUAUUAACGUUUCUGUUUCUGAAGCUGCUAUUCAACAAUCCGUUGACUACACUCGUUCUACUGGUACCGUUGUUUUAGUUGGUUUACCAGCUGGUGCCAAGGUUGUUGCCCCAGUCUUUGACUCUGUUGUUAAGAGUUUGAGUAUUAAGGGUUCUUAUGUUGGUAACAGAGCCGACUCCCAACGUGCUAUUGAAUUCUUUAGCCGUGGUGCCAUCAAGUGUCCAAUCAAGGUUGUAGGUUUAUCUGAAUUACCAGAAGUCUACAAGUUGAUGGAAGAAGGUAAGAUUUUGGGUAGAUACGUUGUUGACACCUCUAAGUAGAUUCAAUUCGCUUCUUUUAUGUCUUAUUUAGCUAAGUAGCUUGAUUUUAACGAUGAUUUACAAAAUAUGAACAAAGUUGCAAAAAAAAAAAAG